Messenger RNA from Penicillium waksmanii, 954 nucleotides. Its product is annotated as Transcriptional coactivator/pterin dehydratase. Gene Ontology annotation, biological process: tetrahydrobiopterin biosynthetic process. Gene Ontology annotation, molecular function: 4-alpha-hydroxytetrahydrobiopterin dehydratase activity. NCBI's taxonomy places the organism in Eukaryota, Fungi, Ascomycota, Eurotiomycetes, Eurotiales, Aspergillaceae. The record is from RefSeq and is a predicted model, not a curated record. The transcript is spliced from 3 exons. The coding region runs from base 1 to 954 and encodes 317 amino acids.
AUGACACUCAUCACCGACUCCAAGGGCCCUGCCCCCAUUAUCGAAGUCGCCUCAACCCCAGCCCUCACAGCCCUAAUGGCAACCUUUUGCGCCCCUUCCACAACCCCAAAAAUAAUGCAAGACACCAUCCACGCUCUCACCCACCAAAUUCUCACAACAGCACACACCCACGACCCAGCCCUCGCCCACACCCCCACAACCCUAAUCCCCAUCCUCCGCGGCGCUCUCCCCAUGCUCGUCGCCGCACAGCCCAACCUCCCACUCUCCUCCAGCAUCCUCGCCCGCUGCAGCAAGACCAAAGGCACCGCCGACGUGGUCGUCGAGUGGCUCGGCCGGCGCCCGUUCCCGGCGGCGCAUGACGACGGCCGGCUCGUCGUGCUGGACACGGUCGUCGCGACGGGCGACACGAUCGUGCAGCUGUGCGCGGAGUUGUGUGCACUCAGCAGUGGUACUCCGUCCAUGGUGGUGUGCUGCUGCUAUGCGGCGCCGGAUGCGCUGGAGCGGGUGGCGGCGUGUCCGGGCGUGGAGUAUGUAGUUGUGGGGCAGCGGGCGGAGCGAUGUGAUGAGCGGGGAUAUCUAGUACCGUAUACACAUGGUGAUAUUGGGGAUAAGAUCUACGGGGGGAGAAUGGUUGAGGCGGAGGGACCGGUUGUAGCAGCAGGAGAAGAUGUAUCGCGGGUGAUGGUGGGGGUGGAGGCUUUGCUGGUUGAGAAUGGCGGGGCAUGGCGGUUGGAGAGUGAGGGAUUGGCGAUUCAGCGAGACUUUCAGUUCGCGGGGUUUAAUAAGGCGUGGGCGUUCAUGAACAAGGUGGCAGAGGCUGCGAAGGAACAUCGGCAUCAUCCCGAGUGGACGAAUAUCUAUAACAACGUUUCCAUCCGGUGGACCACUCACGACCCCAAAGGCUUGACAAGUUUAGAUGUGAAUAUGGCCCAACUAUGUGAUAGCUUUGUAUAA